Molecule: messenger RNA, 2978 nt
Organism: Haliotis rufescens (red abalone)
Lineage: Eukaryota; Metazoa; Mollusca; Gastropoda; Lepetellida; Haliotidae
Product: tubulin gamma-1 chain-like
Exons: 13
Coding region: 67-1446 (459 amino acids)
Biological process (GO): mitotic sister chromatid segregation; mitotic spindle organization; meiotic spindle organization
Cellular component (GO): nucleus; gamma-tubulin complex; microtubule
Molecular function (GO): structural constituent of cytoskeleton; GTP binding
Source: RefSeq, a predicted model, not a curated record
CAUCUUUUAUAUGCACCGAUCAGACUGCCGCCAUUUUCAAGUUCAGGAAAUACGACCGAAACAAACAUGCCCCGAGAAAUUAUAACUCUACAGCUUGGGCAAUGUGGAAAUCAAGUUGGAUUGGAGUUUUGGAAGCAGCUGUGUGCAGAACAUGGGAUUAGUCCAGAGGGUAUUCUUGAGGAGUAUGCCACGGAAGGAACAGACAGAAAGGAUGUGUUCUUUUACCAGGCUGAUGACGAACACUACAUCCCCCGAUCAGUGUUACUGGACACAGAGCCCAGGGUGAUCAACUCAAUCCUCAGCUCACCCUAUGCCAAGCUGUAUAACCCUGAGAACGUGUACCUGUCAAAACAUGGCGGUGGUGCUGGAAACAACUGGGCCAGUGGCUACACACAGGCUGAAGGGCUGUACGAGGAUGUGUUUGACAUCAUAGACAGGGAGGCAGAUGGAAGUGACAGUUUGGAGGGGUUUGUGCUGAGUCACUCUAUUGCUGGUGGAACAGGGUCCGGAAUGGGAUCCUACCUGCUGGAGAGACUUAACGACAGAUUUCCAAAGAAGCUUAUCCAGACGUACUCAGUGUUCCCGAAUGUGGACGAGAUCUCUGACGUUGUGGUUCAGCCGUACAACUCCAUACUGACUCUCAAGAGGCUGAUUCAGAAUGCAGACUGUGUGGUGGUGCUGGACAACACGGCUCUCAACAGGAUCGCCGCCGACAGGCUUCACAUAGACACUCCCUCCCUGGCACAGAUCAACCAGCUGGUGUCAACUGUGAUGUCAACAAGUACAGCCACUCUGCGUUACCCUGGUUACAUGAACAAUGAUCUGAUUGGCCUGAUAGCUUCUCUCAUCCCCACCCCCAGACUCCACUUCCUCAUGACUGGGUACACGCCCCUCACAACUGACUCACAGGUGGCCAGUGUGAGGAAGACCACGGUGCUGGAUGUGAUGAGACGGCUGCUGCAGCCCAAGAACAUGAUGGUGUCGACGCCGGUGGGAGCACAUCGCCAGGCCAGCCACUGCUACAUCUCUAUUCUCAACAUCAUACAGGGGGAGGUGGACCCCACACAGGUACACAAGAGCCUUCAGAGGAUCCGAGAGCGGAAGCUGGCCCAGUUCAUCCCCUGGGGUCCAGCCAGCAUCCAGGUGGCGCUGUCACGCAAGUCUCCCUACAUCCAGACGGCCCAUCGUGUCAGCGGCCUCAUGAUGGCCAACCACACAAGCAUCUCUCAUUUGUUUGAUAGAACCCUCCGCCAGUUUGACAAGCUGAGAAAGAGAGAGGCUUUUAUGGAGCAGUAUAAGAAGGAGCCCAUCUUCAAGGACAACCUGGAUGAGUUUGAUAACUCUCGGGAAGUCCUGCAGGAGCUGGUUGACGAGUACCAGGCCGCCACGCGACAUGACUACCUUGACUGGGGCACACGACAGGGAGCUGCUGCUGAGCGGAUGUGAUACAGAGACAAGGACAGGAUGUGGUGCGAGCUGUCUCACUGGGAUGUCAACACACAACAGAGGCAAUAGAGAAGCGAGAAAUAACACUGUCUUAUGACUGAAAUACUUUUCAAAGCUGUGUUAAACCCAACUUGUUCUCUCUGAGGAAUGGUUGUAUUUCUACUGUGUUCACAGGAAUGGUUGUCAUGGUGAUACAUAUGCAGAGCUCCCAGGAAUGGUUGUCAUGGUGAUAUAUAUGCAGAGUUCACAGGAAUGGUUGUCACAGUAUUCUAUACACACUUCCCAGGAAUGUUUGUCAUGGUGAUACACAUGCAGGAAUGGUUGUCAUGGCGAUUAGUAUGCAGAGCUCCCAGGUUUGGUUGUCAUGGUGAUAUCUCUCAGAGUUCCCAUAACACACAGAAGUUUGAUAACUUGAAAAACAUAAGUUCAAAUUGUUUAACCUAACUAACUGAGCUCAUACCCGAUGGCAAUUCCUGGUACAGUAUGCAAGUCUCUGAUUUAUGUCUGGUCUCUAAGUAUACAAUCCCACUGUCACAUGAUGCCAGAGCAUUAUUCAGUUAAUUGUGUAUAUCAUGCUAACAUGGGUGUUAUGUUGAUGUAUGCCUACACUGGGUGUGUUUAUAUGAGUGUUGAGAGUAACAGUAUGAGGUGGUCUGAUGACAAGCACUGAAUCUCUGGGUUGAAUGUCAAGUCAAGAUGUAUAUUUUUGCACAAGAUUGUCCAACAUACACAACUGUUUUUGCAUUUAAGGUCACAUAUUACAGUUGGUACAAAUAUCUGUGUUCAUGUUUGUGAUGGUGUACAUAUAUCAUUUAUCAUGAGAUAUCCUUUCGUACUUCAUCUAGAAAGGAUAUACUUUUGUUUGAUGUCUUGUUAUUGUUACUGUUAUGCUAUUGUUAAAAGAUGGUUCUUACUGUGCCUGGCCGCAUCCAACCAAAAGACUUUGAAGGAUGGUUCUUGUUGCCUGACAUGCAGCAUUAAAGGAAUAAACAACAACUGGUUGGCACUGAGUGGGGUAUCCAUGUUAAAACUGUGGCAUUGUAUCUACUAUCAUGGACUAGCUAUAGAAACAGUGUAAGCCUUGACUAGAUACAGUGUAAUCCUGGACUAGAAACAGUGUAAGCCUGGACUAGAAACAGUGUAAGCCUUGACUAGAUACAGUGUAAGCCUGGACUAGAAACAGUAUAGGCCUGGACUAGAAACAGUGUAAGCCUGGACUAGAAACAGUGUAAGCCUAGACUAGAAACAGUGUAAGCCUGGACUAGAAACAGUGUAAGCCUGGACUAGAAACAGUGUAAGCCUAGACUAGAAACAGUGUAAGCCUGGACUAGAAACAGUGUAAGCCUGGACUAGAUACAGUGUAAUCCUGGACUAGAAACAGUGUAAGCCUGGACUAGUACAUGCAGUCAUGACCUGUGAAGAUCCGGGUUAGAAUAGGUCUUCAGCAACCCAUGCUUGCUGUAAAAGGCGACUAUGCUUGUCGUAAGAGGCGACUAAUGUGAUUGGGGGGUCAGACUUGCUGACUUGGUUCA